Molecule: messenger RNA, 1251 nt
Organism: Caenorhabditis angaria
Lineage: Eukaryota; Metazoa; Nematoda; Chromadorea; Rhabditida; Rhabditidae
Source: the annotation of a GenBank genome assembly
AUGGUAAAGGUCUAUUAUCAACGUCAAUCUGAGAAAUUUAGUGCAUCACAACUCGAAAAUCCACAUUUAAUUGUCCUCCAGUUCACACAAGGAGAUCCGUCAAAGUUCGGUAAGUAAUUAAGUAAAUUUAUUUUAUACAUGAACAUUAAUAUUUUACAGGUUUUUCCUAUUGUGGAAAGAGAAUUGAUCCUGAAGAACUGACAAAACUAGAUGAAAAUGAUUCGGUCAGAAUUGUUCCAUUGCCAGAAAGCGAUAUUCCAACGGUAAAUAAUUUUUUUUUGUUCUGAAAAUUCAAAUAAUAUUUUUUUAUAGAUAAGCAACGAGCAAAACUCAGAAAUCGAAUCAAUUCUCAAUAAGCUCGCCACUUUUGUUGAGCAAUACGGAAAUGCGGUUUUCGAAAUCUAUCACAAUGAAACUUCAGCCGGUGACCAUGUGAAAAAAUUCAUCGAAAAAUAUCCAAAAAUGCGCCAUGACACGCAAGCUCUGACGGCGUUGACUGAUUUUCAUAUUUUCUAUUCGUAUUGUCACAUGGACCGGGUAAAUUUUACAGUUAGCUUAAAAAUUGAAACGAAUUUCGUGUCACAAAAUAUUUUUUGACAAAUUUUGAUCCACGUUUUUGGAAUUUUGAAACUUAAAAUGUUAUCGCGUGAACUUUGACACUAUCUUCGAAACUUAAUUUUGCUUUUUUUGGAUGAUCAUUUUUUUUAAGUCAUCGGUUUGAAUUUUUCAACAAAAUUUAAAAUUAUAUUUUUUCCGGAAACAAAACUUUUUGAACUUAAUCAAAAAAUUAGUAAUUAUAAUUUUUUUCAGACCCACGAAGGUCGAAAUGCUUGGCUCAGACAACAUCCCGAUUCUGUCUAUGUCAUCGACAAAAUCCUCAAUCAUCUAAAAGACAGUGUAUACAGUGGACAAUUUGCUCCAAUGCGAAAUCCACGCAGACAUAAUCAACAACAACAGCAGCAAAGACCACAACAAGGUGGAAUUACUCAAAUGGAUCUUCAAUCAGCUUUGGCAAUGGCUUUCGGGCAGAUUGCUCCAAAUGCAAAUGCACAAGCUGUGCCAGCUCAGGUUCCAGUUCAGGCUCCAGUACAAGCUGCCCCAGUUCCGGCUCAAGCUCAAGAUUUUACAUCUCAACUCGCUCAAUUACGAGAUUUCGGAUUUGAAGAUGAAGAUUUGUGCAAAAUGGCGUUGGAACAAUCAGGCGGAGAUGUUCAAGCUGCCCUGGAAUUAAUUGUAGAUAUGAUGCAGUGA